UCCCCCUCCUCGUUCAUGGUUCCGCCUUUCGCGAUUUUGAUGGCUAUGCGAGUGUAACCGAUUGGUGCUAAAGUGACACCGCGCUAGCCAGCCCAAGCAACCGGCGAAGCGCGCGCCGUAAUACAUCAUGCCCGGCGCAGCAGUCGUGCUGCCGGGCCCUGCCAGCAAGCGAUCGUCGAAAGCAGACCUCCCGAAGCGGACACGGCCCAUUGAAACUGGGUCGACGCCGCCCCCAGAGACCCGCCACCCUACGAAUGGGGAGACAGAAAGGUACUGCUACCGCAACUCCCCGGACCUCUGCAGGUGCGCGUUCUGACUCAACUUUUGAGGCGAAUCCAGCCGUGGCGACGAGGGCCUCCCAGGAGGCCCAGCAAGGGGAGAGCGAGGGAAGGGCAGUAGCGGCAGGGGUACCUCUUCCCUCCUUUGGCCUUCUCCUGCUCCCUAUACUGGGUGAGGCCGAGGCGGAGGCGGAGGGCAGACAGGACAGAUCGGCUGACUGGCAUGGUCACGUACAGCUUCCAGCGAGAAUCUAUUUCUUCGGAUGCCAGCCGCCCAGUCGUCGCUUGCGACGGGACGCGGCUGCUGGGCGACCUCUUCGGCUCUCGGCCAUUCAAUUGUCGAGGGGGAUGGGGAGGAUGGACGACGAAGGAGCAAGAGGAUAGAGGAGAGGGUGAGGAGUAGAUGGGGUGGAUCCGAGGAGCCUGCCUCACUGCAUAAGUCCAUGGGGAGCCUGGCCGCGGCAUGGCGGAGGCCCCGCUCCCGUGGGAGGGCGAUCGGACGCACCCCGCCAGACUGCGACCGGGCCGCCGACGAUAGUUCACUGCUGACUGAGACAAUGGCGUUCGCAGGGCGCGCGUGACGCCUUGUUUUGAAAAGGCAAAAAAGUAUUGCACGCCAAGAGCAAAAGGGGUCGAGCGGCGGAGAAUGGCGAACUGGUCAUACAGCCGCGCUGCGUUAGCCCCCUUGGCAAGAUUUGCCAACAGAGCCUAGGCAGCUGGGCCGAGCUACUCGGAAGCUGAGAUUAUAAGAUUAGUGUGCCAGCGUGGACUCCAAACAGUGGGCACCCUCGACGUGCACUGGCUAUGUGCGGUGUAAUCUAUUGGAUACUAUAUACUGCAGGACAGCCGCCUCGCGGAGUGAACGAGAGCCCCUUCGUGCGAGCACUGCUUGGAGAGAUAGUGACAGCAGAGCGCACUGCAUGUUCCUGAAUUGCACUGGAUGGCGGAGCAGUCGGCACUCUACUCUGGAAGAUCAUCACCGCAGCGCUUGGCACUCCAUCGCAACAGCGCGUCACGAGGGCACUGAGAUCACAACAACAAAAACGAAGCUCCACCUCGUAUCAUUACUGCACUGCUGAUAGGCUCCUCUUGGGGAGCAAGAGACUUCUUCUCCCUUUUCC
Molecule: messenger RNA, 1399 nt
Organism: Prorocentrum cordatum
Lineage: Eukaryota; Dinophyceae; Prorocentrales; Prorocentraceae
Source: the annotation of a GenBank genome assembly